This is a messenger RNA of Cynoglossus semilaevis (tongue sole), 2601 nucleotides long. RefSeq names its product zinc finger and BTB domain containing 42 (gene zbtb42). The coding region runs from base 966 to 2579 and encodes 537 amino acids. The transcript has 2 exons. Gene Ontology annotation, molecular function: protein binding; DNA-binding transcription factor activity, RNA polymerase II-specific. The record is from RefSeq and is a predicted model, not a curated record. Gene Ontology annotation, cellular component: nucleus. NCBI's taxonomy places the organism in Eukaryota, Metazoa, Chordata, Actinopteri, Pleuronectiformes, Cynoglossidae. Gene Ontology annotation, biological process: regulation of transcription by RNA polymerase II.
GCCGCGUCUUGUGUCCGGUGUGGAAACGAAAGGAAGCGAAAGUUAAAGUGUCGCCUCGCCGCUCCGUUCGGCGCAGUUGGGCUUCGCUGAGUUCCUCGGCUGUUUAAAAGGAUCUCAGCAAUGCGCUUCCCGACACUGACUCGGAGCUCGGUUUACUGCGUCCUUGGCCCCCGGGUCUCUUUACGUGCACUUUUCCGUUUCUGCUUUAAACACGAUCACACAUCCUCAGCAUGAAGGAAAAAGAAAAGAAAAGAAAAAAAGAAUCCUGCGUAUUUUAUACCGCUUAAUCGAUGGCAUUAAACUCGAACAUUUAUCCCGCUUUAGGCCCCCCUACCCUCCUGCCCCCCCUCCUCGUUCUCUCAUCUGCCUUUUUUUUUGUUUUGAAGUUACUCUUUUAACGUAAAAUCCUCCAGCUGUGUGCGCGUUGGGAUAGCGCGUAAAAAUCUUUUUUGUAAAGUCGCUUUAACUCGCGUUGGAGAAUAGCCGAUGUAGUUGAAUUUAAAGAAGAUGCGAUUUUAAAAGUUUCUUCAAUGACCACUCGGUAUUCCCGGUGACAGAUAUACGUCUUUUUUGGACCCGGGUUAACAUAUGGCAUUGAGGGGAGCACAGCUGGAGGUAGCGUUUCCAUUGCGGUGAUGUCAGAGCAGCUGACUCCACAGCUUGCAGUGUAAUUAGCAAACAGAGCAGCAGUUUACUCACUCUUACACUGCGCUGCUGGCAUUUUCUUCACGCCGGCCUGACUGCGCGGUGGACGGCUGUGGAUCCCUCAAAGUCCCAGCCCCGGUGCCGGUGUGUCUGUGCUGUAAACACCGCUGGUUUUUGUUUUUGUUUUUGUUCAUUCUACCUCCGGUCGGAAGAAGCCGGGCGUUUGUGUCACUGUUCGUUACAUUUUGGAGAGCGCAGGACGCGGAGCUGACUACUACACAACCCACGAACCGGUGUGGAUCAGCGGAUCCGUUUACACGAUGGGUUAUGAAGGAAGAAUGGAGUUCCCAGACCAUAGCCGCCAGUUGCUGCAGUGUCUGAGUCAGCAGCGUCACCAAGGUUUCCUCUGUGACUGCACUGUUCUAGUCGGGGAGGCUAGAUUCAGAGCGCACAGAGCCGUGCUGGCCUCCUGCAGCAUGUACUUCCAUCUCUUCUACAGGGACCAGCUAGACAAAAGGGACAUUGUGCAUCUCAACAGUGAUAUUGUGACAGCCCCUGCUUUCAGCCUGCUCCUUGAAUUUAUGUAUGAGGGGAAGCUGGAAUUCAGCACCCUGCCAGUGGAGGACGUCCUGGCAGCGGCCAGUUACCUCCACAUGUAUGAUAUAGUUAAAGUGUGCAAAGGCAAGCUGAAGGAUAAGGACCUGUCCUCCCUGGACGCCAAGCUGAGCGAGACUUUUGGACUGAGCUGCCUGGACAGGGAAAACUCUUCCGACGAGGAGCUGCACAGUAAGCAGCUCGUCAGGCGACAGCCCCCGAUACAGUGUCAGGGGUUGCCGAGGGCCCCCCCUGCCGAAGAGUUUGACAUGGACGACGGCGAAGUCGGGCUGGCUGUCACAGAUUGCGAUAGGUCUACGAGGAGCAGGCAGAAGGCGAACGGUCACUCUGCCAGGUCCCCGGACCUUGUAAGUGUCAAUUAUGUGUCAGCAGAGGCCGAGCCCUGCGUCCAAACAGCUGGAAAAACAAAAGCUGAUGUCAGUAGUUCCACCGUAUCACUGUCCCAGAGGUCCCGGGCUUCAGAUGACAUGGACUGUGCACUGGACUUGUCUUUCAAGCCUCUGUCUAGCAGAGAUCCCUUACACCCCUCCUACGUCUCGGGACAGCUGGCCCUCGACAGCCAGCAGCAGGGCAUUGAGCCACUUGUUAAAGAGGAACACGACUUGCUGUCAGAGCAGGAGGACAGUGAGCCGACGAGCCCCGAGAGCCAGCGCUUUGGGAAUAGUGCCAGGAGCUCAGUGGUGACAGGGUUCGCUGCCCUCUUCCCAGGCAACAACGGCUCCACCGCCGCCCUCCUCUCCCAGGAGGAGGACCUGAUGGACGAAGAGGGGGAGGCCUGCCGGGGGAGGGAGGGCGCCCCGGGCAGGGAGUUAGACGAGAGGAGGGGGAGGCUGCUGGGAGACAGCGAGGAGGAAGAGGAGGACGACCUGGCCUCCUCGGACAUCUCCACCUCCAGCGGGGUGCUGCUGCCCCCGGGGCAACAGGUGUGCGUUUGCCCCCUCUGCAGCAAAGUCUUCCCCAGCCCCCACGUGCUGCAGCUUCACCUCAGCUCACACUUCCGUGAGAAGGAAGGCACCCGCUCCAAGCUGUCCCCCGACGGGUCGGUGCCCACCUGUUUGCAGUGCAACAAGACCUUCUCCUGCAUGUACACCCUCAAACGCCACGAACGCACGCACUCCGGCGAGAAGCCGUUCACCUGCGGACAGUGCGGCAAGAGCUUCCAGUAUUCCCACAACUUGAGUCGACACGCCGUCGUGCACACGCGCGAGAAGCCGCACGCUUGUAAGUGGUGCGAACGGCGUUUCACCCAGUCCGGGGAUUUGUACCGCCACAUCAGGAAGUUUCACUGUGGCCUUGUCAAGACGCUCUCCAUUGGAUAAAAAAAACAAAAACAAAAACAAA